Molecule: messenger RNA, 1975 nt
Organism: Talaromyces stipitatus ATCC 10500
Lineage: Eukaryota; Fungi; Ascomycota; Eurotiomycetes; Eurotiales; Trichocomaceae
Product: glycosyl hydrolase, putative
Exons: 3
Coding region: 372-1793 (473 amino acids)
Biological process (GO): carbohydrate catabolic process; fungal-type cell wall biogenesis
Molecular function (GO): mannan endo-1,6-alpha-mannosidase activity
Source: RefSeq, a predicted model, not a curated record
AUUUCCAAGACCUGCCCAGAAACGGUGCUUUCGACUCGCUUGCACUGCCACUGUCUUGGUGUCUCGAUCCAGCAACUAUUCUAAGAGAAAUUAGCUCCUCGCUCCAUCCGGUCGCUUGGCCACAGAUGCUCCAGUCUAUCCGCCAGAUCCUGUCAUAACGAUCACCAACUUCAUCCCCUCGCCGUCUUCCACGGGAACUCGCUCCUGUUGAUCCAAUGAUUUGAAUCAUUUGAUAUCGCUUUAUUCACUCGUUACUACGUACGACAUAUUUUUUUUCCCCCUCCAUCUGUCCAUUCGACACUCCUGACGAGUGGUUUUCUUACGAUUUAUUUCUGGCCGUUCUCUUUCGUUCCGUCUUUCGUUCCGUCGAUAUGCGCUCGUUUAUUACCUUUUCGAUUCUGCUAGGGCAGCUGCUCUUGACCAUGCCUUUUGCUACCGCUCUUACUGUUAACGCCAAUGAUCCCAACUCUCUGAAAUCAGCUGCCUCGACUGCAGCCGCAAGUGCCGUCAAUUAUUAUAAUAACCGUGAAAGCAAACUCAUCCCUGGAAAGUUUGAUGGGACAUGGUGGGAAGGUGGUGCCUUUUUCACAUUUCUCAUCAAUUACUGGCACUGGACAGGUGAUGAUCAAUAUAAUAAUCUGGUCGCAGAAGGCCUGUCUUGGCAAGGAGGAGAAGACAACGACUUUUUCCCAUCGAAUUACAGCAGCUACUUGGGUAACGACGACCAAGAGUUCUGGGCCCUGGCGGCCCUCACCGCCAUCGAACAGAAAUUUCCCGAUAACCCAGGACACGCCUCCUGGUUAUCCUUGGCACAGGGUGCAUUCAACGACUUUGUCGCUCGCUGGGAAGUGGACAAAGCAUCAUGUGGUGGUGGAUUGCGUUGGCAGUUAUAUCCCACUUUAGCCGGAUACGACAGCAAAAACGCCAUUUCAAACGGUGCAUUCUUUCAAAUCGCCGCUCGCUUGGCGCGAUACACGAACAACGACACAUACGCUACUUGGGCCGAGACAGUCUGGGAUUGGAGCAGCACUGUACCGCUCUUUGACAAUUCAACCUGGAAAAUAUACGAUAUGACUCGCAUUUCGGAAAAUUGUAAGGACCAGGAUGUUAUGCAAUGGUCGUAUAACUACGGAUCUUAUGUCACUGGCGCCGCUUACAUGUACAACUAUACAAACGGGGGCACAAAAUGGAAAGAAGGCGUGGACGGUCUUCUAAACACAACCUGGAAUACAUUCUUUCCUACCGAGUACGGUGGCAAUAUUCUAUCCGAGGUUGCCUGCGACCCUAUCUUGACUUGCAACCGUGACCAGGUUUGUUUCAAGGGUCUCAUGGCCAACUGGUUAUCGACUAUCGCACUCAUUGUGCCGUAUACAUAUUCGACCAUUCUACCCAAGCUCCAAGGAUCCGCAGUCGGAGCUGGUGCACAGUGUAGUGGCCCUAACUCGGCCUGUGGAAUGCAAUGGUUCAGCCAGAAAUAUGACGGCACCAGCGCAAUCGAGCAGGAAAUGUCUGCCAUGAGUAUAUUCUCUAAUGCCCUUGUUGGUUUCUCCGCCCCUACCGCCAACAGUGGUUCUUCAUAUACGGCCCCAGAGGCUCCCGCCCCAGUCACUGCUGAUACCGGAGGCAACAGUACCAGCAAUCCAUCCGGUGGUCAAAGCAGUACGGGAUAUCAACCACCAAAGGCAAUGAAAAUCACUGGUGGUGACCGCGCUGGCGCAGCUAUUUUGACUUUGGUGUUCGCAACUGCAUGGAUUGGUAUGAUGGUCUGGCUUGUCAUUGGCGGCGCCAACUAGGUUUAUUGUCUGUCCAGAAGCUUAUAGCAUGUUGUCUCAAUUUGAUUGGUUACAAAAUAUGUAUAUAUUCUGUGUAUUAUUCAGGGUUAUGGACGGCGUCACCGCUUUUGGCGUUUGGUAAUUGUUCAAUAUAGGGUUUGGAGUACGGUAAAUGUUUGUGACAAUACUGUUUUGUAUUGGAA